Molecule: messenger RNA, 606 nt
Organism: Eutrema salsugineum
Lineage: Eukaryota; Viridiplantae; Streptophyta; Magnoliopsida; Brassicales; Brassicaceae
Product: general transcription and DNA repair factor IIH subunit TFB5
Exons: 3
Coding region: 191-403 (70 amino acids)
Biological process (GO): nucleotide-excision repair; transcription by RNA polymerase II; transcription initiation at RNA polymerase II promoter
Cellular component (GO): transcription factor TFIIH core complex; transcription factor TFIIH holo complex
Source: RefSeq, a predicted model, not a curated record
GUAAUAAACGAGAAAGUUAAGAAACUUGAGAAGCUAGAACCUUCGGCUUCAGUUUUGUAAUUAAAACUUAAAAGGGUUAAUGUAAUAAAACCAGUCGAAAUCCUGUCUUUGCGUCUAUAGCAUCAUCAAGCCGGAGGAAUCUCGUUUCAAGGUUUUCCUUCUUUCAGAGAAGUUAACUGAUAAAAAUUCAAUGGUUAAUGCCAUCAAAGGAGUGUUCAUCUCCUGCGAUAUUCCGAUGGCACAGUUCAUAGUGAACAUGAACAGUUCGAUGCCAUCGUCUCAGAAAUUUAUAAUUCAUGUACUUGAUGGUACACACUUGUUUGUGCAGCCACAUGUUGAGCAGAUGAUUCGCAGCACCAUUUCUGAGUUUAGAGACCAGAACUCUUACGAGAAGCCUACUUAGAUCACACAUGCUUCCUUUUCAGAUGAAUAAGAAAUAAGGUCGAGAGUGUUGUGCAAGAUUAGAUUAUAAUAAACAUUGUCAAAUUAUUCUCUCUUUACCGGUUUGGAAUCAGUCUGUUGUCUGAGACUCAGUUUGUGAUGUUGGUGUGCACUGUUGUGGAAAACUCAUUUCUACAAGCGAGUAUGAGACUGUUUAUCUGUUUU